AUGAUUAGGAAUCUAGGAAUCUACUCUUCCCGGCCCCUCCCACUGUCGUGCCCUCCCCCUGCCCGUCGCGUCGCCCCCCCUCCCCUUCCCCUGCCCGUCGCGUUCGCCUCCCCUUCCCCUGCCCAUCGCGUCGCCUCCCUUCCCCUUGCUCGUCGCGUCGCCUCCCCUCCUCCUGCCCGUCGCGUUCGCCUCCCCUUCCCCUGCCCGUCGCGUCACCUCCCUUCCCCCUGCUCGUCGCGUCGCCUCCCCUCCUCUUGCCCGUCGCGUUCGCCUCCCCUUCCCCCGCCCGUCGCGUCGCCUUCCCUCCUCUUGCCCGUCGCGUUCGCCUCCCCUUCCCCUGCCCGUCGCGUCGCCUCCCCUCCUCCUUCCCGUCGCGUUCGCCUACCCUUCCCCUGCCCGUUGCGUCGCCUCCCUUCCCACUGCCCGUCGUGUCGCCCUCCCCUCCCCGCCCCGUCCCACCGUCGACAACCUCCUCCCCGCACCUGUCCUACCGUCGCGCCCUCCUCCCAGCCCCUUCUCACCAUCGCGCCCUCCUCCCCACCCCUUCCUACCGUCACGCACCCUCCUCCCCGCCCUCUCCUAACGUCGUGCGGCCUCCCCCCGAGCCCACCGUGCCCUCGCCCUCACCUAGGCUCGCACCUCCGCGUUAGCCCGUUCCCACCCGCGAUUGGCACCCGCCCGAACCCCACUUUUGCCCUGCGCGCGGGGCCCUAG
Messenger RNA from Closterium sp. NIES-65, 714 nucleotides. The record is from the annotation of a GenBank genome assembly. NCBI's taxonomy places the organism in Eukaryota, Viridiplantae, Streptophyta, Zygnematophyceae, Desmidiales, Closteriaceae.